AUGUCCAAGGAAAUAAGCAGCAUCAUGUCUCACGGCUCGCCGACCCCUACGGGGGAGAAGCCAGAGACGAUCGACGGCCAGCUCAUCGACCCCAACCGGCCGUCGCUUGACAAGAUCAGGGCGUUCACCAAGGCCGAGGCCCGCGCCGCCAACAUCGCCGAGCACGAGCAGACAUUCCGCCAUGCCCUGUCAGCCAACAAGAAGGCCGUGUUCUGGUCGCUGGUGAUCUCCAUGGCUAUCGUCAUGGAGGGCUACGAUACCGCGCUGAUGCCGCAGUUCUACGGCUAUCCGUCCUUCCAGAAGCGAUACGGCGAGUUCUUCCCUGACAUCGGCGAGUGGAGCCUCACGGGGGCAUGGCAAGCCGGCCUGAGCAACGCCCAAGCCAUAGGCGUGAUACUCGGGGGCUUCAUCAACGGCUGGGCGAGCGCCAUGUUCGGCUACAAGAAGAUGAUGCUGGUUGCGCUGUUGUGGAUAAACUCCACCAUCUUUAUCGUCUUUUUCGCCCCCACUAUACACGUCCUUCUCAUCGGCCAAUUCCUGUGCGGCCUCGGCUGGGGCGUCUUUGCGACUACUGGACCCGCGUACGCGUCCGAGGUGUGCCCCUUGGCGCUGCGUGGAUACCUCACUGUAUAUAACAACCUGUGCUGGGCCAUGGGUCAACUAAUUGCAAACGGCGUCCUAAAAGCCCUCGUCAAUAACUCCUCGGAAUGGAGCUACCGGAUCCCCUUCGCGGUGCAGUGGGCGUGGCCACUGCCGCUGUUCGUCCUCGUGGCCUUCUCCCCGGAGAGCCCCUGGUGGCUGGCCAAGAAGGAGCGGUACGGAGACGCCGCCAUCAGCCUGCACCGGCUGUCGAACCGCACCGAGAGCGACGUCCAGAACAGCCUGGCGCAGAUCGUGUAUACCAUCAGGCUUGAAAAGGCAAGGAUUGCCCGGAGCAAGGAAAAGGCCGCUGCUGCUCGCCCUGCCUCUGCACGGAACAACACAGCAUCCCAGACACACCACCACUCGAACUCCUGGCUCGCACGGUUUACACGGCAUCGUGAAUUGCAAUCCGGGUCCACCUACCGAGACUGCUUCCGCGGGCUCGACCGCCGCCGCACCGAGAUCUGCUGCGUCGCCUUCGCGGGCCAGAUGCUCUCGGGCGCGCAGUUCGCCUACGGGCCGUCGUACUUCUACCUGCAGGCAGGCAUGUCCGUCGACGACGCGUACAAGCUGGCGGUCGUCAGCCCCGCGCUGGCCUUCAUCGGCACCGUGUCGUCGUGGGCGCUGCUCACGUACUUUGGCCGCCGCGUCAUCUACCUGUGCGGCAUCUCGGGCAUGACCGUGGUGCUCUGCCUGAUCGGCAUCAUAUCCGUGGUCACGCACAGCAACGCGGGCCUCUGGGUGCAGGCCGCGCUGUGCCUUGUGUGGCAGCUGGUGUACAGCUUGACCCUGGGGCCUAUUACUUAUUCCAUUAUUGCGGAGACGAGUGCGAUGCACCUGCGUGCCAAGACGGUUGUGUUGGCGAGGAAUACGUACAAUGUUGUGACGGUUGCAUCGCUGGUCAUUGAGCCAUACUUGAUCAACCCAACAGAGCUGGACCUGGAAGGCAAGACAGCCUUCUUCUGGGCCGCCACAGCUGCGUUGACCGCGGUCUGGGCUUACUUCCGGCUGCCGGAGGUCAAGGACCGCACAUACGAGGAGCUGGAUGUGCUCUUCGCCAAGAAGCUCUCGGCCAGGAAAUUCGAGUCCGCGGAGGUGCAUGUCUACGAAGAUUCAGAGUACCAGAUAUUCCUCGACUGA
This is a messenger RNA of Diaporthe citri, 1782 nucleotides long. RefSeq lists its product as uncharacterized. Gene Ontology annotation, molecular function: carbohydrate:proton symporter activity. The transcript has 5 exons. Gene Ontology annotation, cellular component: membrane. NCBI's taxonomy places the organism in Eukaryota, Fungi, Ascomycota, Sordariomycetes, Diaporthales, Diaporthaceae. Gene Ontology annotation, biological process: transmembrane transport; carbohydrate transport. Bases 1 to 1782 code for a protein of 593 amino acids. The record is from RefSeq and is a predicted model, not a curated record.